Molecule: messenger RNA, 1144 nt
Organism: Budorcas taxicolor (takin)
Lineage: Eukaryota; Metazoa; Chordata; Mammalia; Artiodactyla; Bovidae
Product: transcription elongation factor A protein-like 8
Exons: 2
Coding region: 1-564 (187 amino acids)
Source: RefSeq, a predicted model, not a curated record
AUGGAGAAGGUCUACAGAGAAAAUGAAGGAAAGCUAGAAAAUAAAGGAAAUUUAGACAAUGAGGGAAAGCCAGAAGAUGAAGUACAGUCUGAAAAUGAAGGACAGUCAAAUGAGAAAGAAAAGCUGGAAGUGGAGAGGAAGUCAGAACAGGAACCGGAGGUCCAGAAUGAGAGGAAACCAGACAAUGAGAGACAACCAGCAGGUGAGGGGAAGCAAGAAAAGCAGGGCAAGUCCGAAGCUGAGAGAAAUCCACUCAGGGAAGGCAAGCGGGAAUCCCAGGCAAAGCCAGAGAGCCAGUCUCAUGCUGCCGAAAAGCGCCCUGCUGAAGAUUAUGUGCCCCGGAAGGCAAAAAGAAAAACGGACAGGACGAUAGAGGAUUCCCCCACAGACUGUAAAGAGGACACUCCCGUUAGGCAUUUGGACCCUGAAGAAAUGAUAAGAGGAGCAGAUGAGUUGGAAAGGCUUAGGGAAGAGAUAAGAAGAGUAAGAAACAAGUUUGUGAUGAUGCAUUGGAAGCAAAGACAUUCACGCAGCCGUCCUUAUCCCGUGUGCUUUAGGCCUUGAAUUCUUUUUUUUUUCUGAUAUUAAAAUCUUGCCCCAGCUUUCUGUUAGCAUUUCCUGAUGUAUCUGUGACUUUUGCUUUAUUUUUAAUCAUCUGGUGGAGUUUUGUUUUAGGUAUAGUUUCCUUGUUUUCAGCAUCUGCAUUUUGUAUUUUGACACAUUCUCUAGGUCUAUUUUUCGAUUGGGAAAUUUCACACAUAUGCAUGAAAAUAUGUUCAUUUCAUCUUAUAAAGUAAAACAUAACAGGUUACAAAGCAGCAUAUUUAGUACCAGCUCACAUAUGUAGGAGAAAGUCUCAAAUUGUGUGUGUGCACGCGUGUGUAUACAUACAUGCAUAUAUCAGAAAUCUAACUGUGCUUGUUUCUGUGUGCUGUUUUUUUUUUGCUUAUAUGUAUUUUUUAAUGAACACAUCACACACACAAAGAGAAUUAAAGUUUUUUUAUUAAUUAAGAGUCAAAUAAUUUGCAACCAGCUUAUAAGGGCAAUGGGGGCACUUAAACUCUUGAUAAAAGAACUAUUAAAAAAAUGUAAACCUCGAAAUACCUCUGGAUCUCUUAGCCAGAGGAAUAAAACUGGCAAUUAU